Molecule: messenger RNA, 823 nt
Organism: Haliotis rufescens (red abalone)
Lineage: Eukaryota; Metazoa; Mollusca; Gastropoda; Lepetellida; Haliotidae
Product: countin-3-like
Exons: 7
Coding region: 58-783 (241 amino acids)
Source: RefSeq, a predicted model, not a curated record
GAACAUCUUUGGCACGUGCCUGUUCCUUGCUGUAGAUCUGGCUGGGGUAUACGUACAAUGAACAUCAAGGGUGUCACAGUAUUUUUGGCGGCCCUGACGGGGGUCCAGUGUCUGCCAGCCUUCGCCGAAUCCGGAGAUCAGCUCACGGGAACAGCCGUCAAGUGCAAGACGUGCGUCCAGUUCACUAGAAAAGCUGGUGCCGACCUUCUCAACGUCAUUCUCAACUCUGGGGUCGUUGGUUCCUGUACGGAACUGUGUGCAGCUCUGAGUGACAAGAGUCAGGCGGCCAUGUGUGGACGCCUCUGUAACUUUGCCGGUAUCAACGCGUUUAUUCAGCUCUUUGUGAAGGCUAACUUAGAUUCAUUCUACUUCUGUGAACUGCUCACCAUGUGCCAAAUCUUUGACCGUGGUGAUGCCCAAAUCCGAAAGCUCUCCGUCACCCCAUCCAUUGGACCUCAAGGCAAGAGAACAGUUAGCUACUCCUACACCUCCGACAACGGGACCGGAGCUGGAGAAGUAGCUGUUGUUGUUCAGCCACCCAGUGGACUUCCCAUUGGUGACAGUUUCUUCAUCCAGAGGUCACCGCCAGGCACCUACUCCAACAGCUUCAUCCUCAUGGCCAAGCCUGACCCCCACUGUGACCCCAAGAAGGGACCCUGUCGAAAAUGGUCACCUGGACACUACAAACUCAGUAUUGAUGUAUGUUACGGCAAGUGCGGCAGCGGCGACCCACACAGCAAGAUCUACGACACCCAUGAUGUCAAUUUCAUCAUCACCUCCUAGACAUCUCGUAUUUGUACAGAGCAAUAAAGAUGCAAAUAUG